Aureobasidium melanogenum CBS 110374 is the source of this 11814-nucleotide messenger RNA. RefSeq lists its product as uncharacterized. NCBI's taxonomy places the organism in Eukaryota, Fungi, Ascomycota, Dothideomycetes, Dothideales, Saccotheciaceae. The record is from RefSeq and is a predicted model, not a curated record. Bases 1 to 11814 code for a protein of 3937 amino acids. The transcript has 2 exons.
AUGGCGGACCAAGGGAAUCAAACCCCAAAAUCCGGCUCGAACAAGCUGGCUCCCGAACAGGAGCCAGUAACACCAACAUCUCCUGAAAUCAUCAUCACUUCUGCUGAGGAUUCGACCAAAGAUGAAGAGGUUGAAUCUGCCAAAGACUUGCUUCAAGCAUCGCACGACACCGAAGACGACGGGGCAUUGCCCAAGGUUCAUUCUGAACCAGCAGCUGAUGCCCAACCCGAGUUCGAGGAGGAGCCUUUGGUCUCCCCCGAGGAUGACGAGUUCGAGGUCAGCGGAGAGGCUCUCGAAAGACCUGUCUCUCCCAUCGAGGAUGAAGAAGAAGAUGAGAAGAGUGUAACAUCUUCACGCUUCUCUGACUCUGACUCCGACGAAGAGGAAAGAAGAGGCCGCGCUCGCAGAUCUUCGAGAGAUCGAUAUAUGUCCCCGUCCAGAACAUUCAUCACUCGCUUUGACAGCCAGGAAAAGCUUGAGAAGAAGGAAUCUGACCGACGCCGCAGCAAAGAAGGACUUGCAAAAGGUGAGAGACGUCAUACAACGAAAUCGAGAAGUCCUCUUGCUAUCAAAUCUGUCACUCGCAAGGGUGAUACUGUCAUUGUCACCUCGCCCACACAUGGUACCAUCACUAUCACGGACCCCAAGGUCGUUGAGGAGCUGGCAAAUGGUCAGCUUAACCUGUCUCCUGUCAAUAAAGCUCUUGACAUCUCUCAGGAUGCUCAAGAUGCCAUCCAGCGGGCCUUCGAGGAGCAAGAGAUCCUGAAACUCGCCGAGUCUUACAAGAAUGGGCCCAAGCAUACUCCACCUCCUGUCCCUGCGCGCCCCGAGUCACCGCAGCUCGGCGUCUCAGCUGAUGCAAAGACUCCGGUUCACAGCAACAACCCUGCCAGUCAGCACACGAGAUUGCCAGGUGUCAGCGCCCCUGCCGAGACUGGUUAUCUUCACCGUAGAUCUGCUUCGAAGGAGCUCAGCGGCCAAUUCUUGAUGCAAAAGAGAUAUGACAUGAUUUAUGGCGAUCUGAGAAGACUUGCAGUCAACCCAUCCCAUCGUAUCGCAGGAUGGACCAAAGAUGAUCUCUGGAGCUUCAUACGCACGCAGGAUAACAAGAUUCUUUCUAUCUCUCAAGCCUUGCACAAGAACAAGUUGCAAUCCGACAUUCAGGGUAUGGUCACUCUGCAAGACGAAAGAAAUUUCGCGAGAUCUGAGGUAGAGAGGAUCAAAUCUGAAUUCGAGCUCCAAACGAUCGCCAACGAGCAAAGAAUCGCAGAGCUUGAGACUGAACUCGACAACGCCGAAGCCGAAAAUGAACGUUUGCUAGCUGAGCAGACUAUGAAUGAGAGUCGCGAAGCCAUUCUCAAGUCUCCCAUCAAGCUUUCUGUCGAGGCCAGCGAAGCACUUGCCAAGGUUGAGAAGCAUUUUGAACAGAUCAAUACGAAGCACGAUGAAGUCUCCAAGGGUAUGGAUCAACUUCGUUCUCAGCUCGAUCUUACGCAACAGCUCAAAGACGACAACAAGGAGCUUCGCCGUAAUACGGAACUGUUGGAGAACCAGGUAGAGUUUUAUGACCAUCAGAACGAGAAGCUCAAGCAUAGAAUGGACGAACAGGAACUUGAGAACGACCAAAUCACCAAAGCGUACAAGAUGCUUCAGAAGGAGAAUGCUCAGUUGACGGCUCGCGUUCAGACCUUGCAAGCUGCCAGACGCGACAUCGAGGACGAGAAUACUGAGCUCAAAAUCCAACUUGACCUCUGCCAAACCACCAAAUCAGAGCUCGAGGAAGAUAAGCUCGUCGCUGCUCAACCUAAAGUGGGACCUGUCGACUCAUUCUUCUCGACCUUCUCGACCAAAGGCAUCGGAUCGGAGGAAGAAUCGCAAACUCUGAGAGACUCGAAUUUGUCGCUCUCGGGCAAGAACUCUGCUCUUGAAAGACUGCUCGCUAGUACCAGAGAGGAGUCUCUCAAGUUCAGAGAAUUGUAUAACGCUGCCGAGGAACAACGAGUCUGGUCCUUCGCUCACUAUGCAACGGUCAGAGAACCAUGGCCUGUCGCAACCAGAGAGCAUAUCGCUCAACUGAUUGUUAGCGUGGUCAACGAGAACCGAAAGCCUUCUGAAAAGUCUUCCAAACCUGCAGAAACUGCUCGCGAUAUCCAAUUCGAGCGCACCGGACUUGUCGAGGAUGCUCCUCUUCCUGACCUGCUUACCAGGGAUCAAGUUGUCACAUGGUUUGCCGCAGGUUUGGGAAUAUCCAAGAUCUUCGAGGAAAUCCGUGCUCUUGGUCUUGAACUCGACAAAGAGACUGAACAAGAGAUUUUGCGUGUCCUCAUUGAGCAAGGCUUGUGCUAUGGUAACUACGACGUAUUUUCUACUUUUGUCUUUGCGGACAGGCCUUUCUCUCGUAAGGAAUUCAUCGCUCGUCAAACCGAUUUGAUCACUGUCAUGGACGGUCUGGAAAAGAAGAUGAUCAAGACAGAGACUGAUCUCAAACUCGCAAAAGAGAAAGUGACCGAGCUUGAGCAGCAAGACCGCGAAUUGUCCACCAAGUUAGAGGAACAAGACCACGACUUGGAGCAAGCCAGACAAGCUCUUGAGACAUUCGAAACCUACCAUGGUAACCCUGAAGGUGCUCUGGAAGAGUUGAUCGAGCUUCGAGCUACACAUGCCAACCUUCGUGAGGAGCUCAAGGAAGUCGAGGAUGCCAACAAGGAGUUACAAAAUCAGGUUGCAUACUACGAAAAGGAGCUUGUUGAAGAACGCUCAGAGGCAGAGUCUGGGGGUGUUACUGUUAACGGCUCUACCGACCAAGGGACUUGCAACGUUUUGGCACACCGCGAUCUCGAAGCAAGAAUACAUGAUCUUGAGAAGCAGAACCAAGAGCUUGUUGCGUGCAGUAGAGAUCAAGACGUGGCUGCUGCUCAGAUGCCUAACUCUCCAGCAUGUCCUCACUGUCACAAGAUGAGAAGGACUAUUGCAGAUUUGAACCUGAAGCUCAGAAAAGCGAAGGGACAGGCUCUGGAAGAUCGAGACAAUGCUGGUUCUCCAUCCUCCCCUCCAGGUGCAUCUCCAACUUCCGAAGAAGCAGCUUCUGCAGAGCCUUACUGCAACGACUGUGCAUAUCUCUCCAAGCAAUUUGGUGAUGCCAGACGCCAGAACAAGGAGUUGGAAGAGAAGCUUAGACUCCGCAAGUACGAAAUCCGUGGCUGCAACUACGAAACAGAUGAGGCUCGACGUGAUCUCGAUGAGGCCAACGAACGGCUCCAACAGGCCCAGAACGAUCUUGCCGACGCUCAGAAGGAGAUUCAGAGACUUCGUGCUGAAGACAGUUCUGCAUCCCCCGGCAGUACAUCUACGGCACCAACAUCAGCUGGUGGUGCCUCAUUCAGGGACUCCGAAAAGGAUGACCGUAUCAAGGAGCUUGAAGCAUUGCUUGAGAGAUCUCAGCAAUCCUUGAGUGAGAAGAUCAGUGACCGCCUGAUUGGAGAAUGGGGAGCCAGAAAGCUCGCAGCUCCUCCUGCCGAUAAAGAAAACGACCUUUGGGAUUCCUUCAGUACCGAGGGCAAUGCAAGCAAACUUGCCGCCGAAAAAGCACAGCUUCAAGAGCAAGUCGCAAUUAUCCAAAACAAUCUCGACAUGUUCGAAGCUGCCGCCAAGAUCUGGGAAGACGAGGCCAAUGUCACGGCUUCUCAGAUUGAAAACGCAGAAAGCGUCGGUCUUCAUGCCAGAAUCGAGAACUUACAGAGACAGGUGGAAGUUAUCCCUGGUCUUGAAGAGAGGAUCUCGACUCUGGUUGAGGAGAAGAAGAAUCUCAUCGGCAGAGUUGAGUAUUUCAACGGAGGCAAGAGACCUGAGUGUUGUCUCGCUACCAGGACUGAACUCCAGAAGGAGAUUGAUGCUCAUGCUGCAACGAGGAAGGAAUUGGAAAAUUCUGUUGAUGCCGCUACCACCAACAUGAGCAGUGGCACAAGCGAAGAUCCCUGCAAGGAUGUCAGGGACGAGCUUGAAGCCCUCAAGAUCGAACACGCAGACUUGGAAGAUGCCCUUCGAACUACGUCGGUCGAAAAUGAGAACAACAAGAAACUACUCAAACAAGCUCGCAUCCAGAGUAGCAGAGUAAAGGCUACGGGAGAUGCCAACUCCGGAGACCCUUGCAAGGACAUCAGGGAUGAGCUUGAAACCACUAGAACUCGUUUGAACGAGCUCCAAAGACUGCUCGACGAAGAGAAGGCGAAAAAGCCUACCAACGUGUCUGCACAACAGCACGGUGAUCUGAUCCAACAGAUCUGUGACCUUGAGGCACAGAUCGCCAAGACUAAGAGCGCACACGAUACUCAAGCCAAGAUCGACAAGCUUGUACAACGAGUUCGCGAUGAUGCUGUCAGAAUUGCCGAGCUGAAUUUUGAGAUUGGCAAGCUUGAGGCUAUUUCCAAAGUCUAUGUGCUUGCCGGCGAUAGACAUGGACCCCCUGAGAAUGAUCAUGAGUGCAAAGAUACUAUCCUGGAACUCAUUGCCGCUCAAACUCAGCUCAAGGGACUUAUCGAUGACUACCGACUAAACGCCCCUGCGAAGAAGUUUAAGCCAGUUGAGGAGAAGAAGGAAGAGCUCAAGCCGAAGCCCAAGGGUCUCAUCCAGAGUGUGUUCAGUGUCUUCAAGAAAUCCGCAACUGCCACUCAACCCGCUGCCGAAAAACCAGUAGAGGCAACUAAGACAGAGGAGACUCCGGCACCCGAAGCAGAAACAGACCCCGAGAACGACCCUUGCAGCACAUACAAGAAGCAACUCAGGGACGUCAAGAAGCAAGUCGAUGCCUUCGAGAUGCUAACUCUGUACAAGGAGAAAUUCUUGAGAGAGCAAGAAAUCGUCGAGAGAAAAGACAAGGAGAACAUGCAACUCAAGAACAAGCUCGAAGUUGUUCUCAACGACGCACCGACCUCACUUCGCAAGCGUCUCACUGAAGCUCUAGAAGCCAAUCGUAGACAAGCCAACAUCAUCGGCUGCAAUGAAAUCGUCGCAGCUCAGCACCACAAGGAAAUGGCUGCACUCUACAAGAAGCUGGAAGUUCUUCUCAAGCCAGAUCAAGUCAUAAAAGACUUAAUGACCAAGAACCUCGACUUGGAGAAGAAACUUGACAAAGUGCAAGGCAAAUUCUUCAAGUCUAAUCUUGAGAGUGGCAAGAAGCUCAAUUUCUUGGGUAGACAGCUGAGUGAGCUCUAUGCUGCGAGAAAUGAUUGGCGCGAUUCAAAGACACAGUUGUCAAAGGGUUUUUGGGAACCUGCUGAGAAGGUUAAGAAUAGCAAGACUCCCGAGUCGAUCGAGGCAGCUGAAGCUAAGACAAGCGCAUCUGCUUCUAAGACACCCGAAUCCGCUUCUAAGACGACCGAGUCUGCACCUAAGACAGCCAGCCACGAGACUGGAGAAGACUUCAGAGGUACUGUCGAGAACCCAUGGCCGAAAAUUACAUAUGACUGCUGGCCCCAACCUCCUCCUAGAUUGCAAAAGACUUUCGACGACAUGUACGACGCCAACGAGAAACUUUACAACAAUCCUGUCUACGUGCUGAAGGAUCGUGUCCCCAAUCACCCCAAGCCCGACAUCACUGGUCUCUGGAAUGAGGUCCAGAAUACCCGUUGGCAGCUCACUGAACCCAAGAAGAUACCCUUGUACCAGACCGCUAUCAAGAAGUCCAACCAGUACACUGAGAAUGAGUACUUCUUGCCAGCAGUAUGGGCUGUGAUUCUGGUCUUGGAACACCUUGGCUACAACCACUACACCAUGCCAACAUUGGACUUCAUCUUUGGACAUGAACGUGGACCUCACAGCUUCCUCAUUAGAUGGGCGUCCUUGUUCUUUUUGUUCUUGGUCAUCUAUACUUUCUGGCUGUGGCAUCAGCUCAGGGGCAUCUUUGGCAAGCCUAAUGGCGGCGAUGGUGGCGAUGAUGAUUCUGACGACAAAUCACCGAAGGACGACCCUUGCAAGGAUGUCAAGAAGGAACUUGCUGAUACUAAGGCUGAAUUGGAGAAAGCCAAGGAAUCAUCCGACAAGGACAAGGAUAACUCCAAGAAAGACGACUCCAAGAAGGACGACUCGAACAAGGACAACAGCGAUCCCUGCACAGACAUCAGAAACGAACUCGCCACUACAACAGCAAAACUCAACGACGCUCAAGCUCAACUGAACGGCGAGAAAUCUGUCAUUGAUUGGAAGAAUGACAAGAGAAGCAAUUCACAGUGGCAACGACUCCAGAACACAAAGUUUUGGGAGGUUGCUGGCAUUCCUGGACCGAGGUUGAGUAAUGCUGUUACAUUUGGAGAGUUCCAGAGAAAUGGUGCUGGUGCAUCUAGCGAACCUUCUGUUCACUUUGCUUCUCAAAUCGGAUCUCGAUCUGGAUCUAGAUCUGCCCCUCCGCCUUACAAGUUGAAACCCACUGAAGAGGACUUCGAGAACUUCGAUUUUGCUGCAUAUCUCAAGUCUCCGGAUGAUGUAUAUUGGUCAGGAUUCGACAAAUAUCCUACUCCCGAAGUAGAUGCAUGGGUCGAUGCUGACAACGUUACUGCCACGGAGAAGCUUGGUUCCAAGUCUGCCGCUCCUGAGGUGAAGGAUGAUGUCGCCACUGAUUAUGUAUCUCCGUUCGACUUUACGACAUUCUUCCCACCUGCUGAGGCAGACCUGAAUGGACUUGCUGCUGCAGCCGGACUCUUUGGACUCGGAGCUGAUACGGACUUCACAGUCAAUAUGAUGCAUGCCGAUGCAGCAUCUAUCCCUACUGCAACUGCUUCGACCGACGCUCCCAAGUUUGACUCCAGCAUGUUGAAGACGCCAUUCGAAUGGAUUCAAACUCUCAAUGCUGAAAUAGCGAAGGAUUUCAAUAUGCAGCCGCUUCCCUUCACCUAUCCUAUCACGGACAACACACCAAUGAGUUAUGCAGAUUUUGUCCAAAAUAGACUUGCUGCCCCCCAAUCUGCAAACAAUAGGCCGAUUUGGCUAUCGCCUUUCCGCGGUGGAGACGGUACUUUCGACCCCAGCACACCUCCAAUUCGAGAGCCGAGGAGGUAUAAAGAUGACUUCAUUCAGAGACUCAAGAUGAGACAGGUCUGCUGUGAACAAGACUACAACGAGCAGAUCGGAAAGAAGUCGUUGAAUCCGGAUCCCUCAGCUUCUGAGUCACCCAAAGUAUGCAAGCAUCGUCCACUAGGACGUCAUGGCGCCGACCACUUCGGAUCACCUUACGCUCGUCCACGCCGACCUGCCGCAGAUUCCAGUAAAAACACCAUCCCUGGUCCCUACGCACCCGAUCAAGCAACCCUAGCUUCCGCAUGGCGAACAUACCUGCGAAAACACCCUCGCCUGCGUCGCUUCGUUGCCGGUCGCAACCCAUGGGAACGCUCCCCUGCGAAACCUGGUUUCGUUGACUUCGGCGACGAAGCAAGGCAAAGAAAAUCCAUGGGUGGGGCUUAUGGACUCAAGUUCCCGAGUCAUGGAGACUUGACUGCUUGGCGUGCCUCUUAUGCUUUGUUGCCUCCUUCUGAACAGGAUCUCAAGGAUAUUGAUGAGCAGCGUAGGGUAGUUACGGAGAUCCCUGAGGCGUUGAGAGGGGCUGGUGGUUCUGCUAGUGGAAGACCUGGGGUUAAGCCUAAGGCUUUUGAGCCUUUCUCCCAAAUCCCGGAUCUCUUGAGAUCGCCUGGUGCAAAGGCUGUACCUGCUGCUCGUACUCAUGGUCUAUUUGGUGACAAGAAUACUGCGGCUUUCCCUCAAAUCCCAGAGCAAUCGAGAACACCCGGUGCAAAGGCUGCGCCUGCCGCUCCUGCCGAUGCUGCUCAUGGUGCCUCUGGUGCCAAGCCUUCUGCAGCCUUCCCUCAGAUCCCAGAUCAUCUGAGGAACUUCAGAGUUGGUAUGGCUACAGUGCCUGACUUCAAUGCCUCUGGGAAAUGGCCAGACCCUUGCAAAGACGUCAAGGAGAGACUCGCAGAGGCUCAACAGGAGCUUGACUUAUUGAUGAGCGAAGACGAUUGUGCCGAAGUCAGAAGGCGUGUCAAGGAGCUCUACGAAGAGCUACAAGCCAAGACUAUUCUGUAUGAUCCCGUUCGUGAACAGCUCACUCGUGUUGAGGCCGAAUUGGCAGGGGAGAAGAAAGAGCACGAAGCUGCUAAGCAGAAGGUUGCUGUGGCCGAUCCUGAGACCAUCAAGACAAACGAGCAACAGAAGGCGGACGCUAAAGCUCACCAAGCUGCACUCGAUUCUGCUGCUAAGGAAGCAGAGAAGAAGAUCACUGCAGCCGAAGCACAAGCUGAUCAAUUCAAGAGACGCGCCGAUGAGUACCGUAGAGCACUUGAGUUUGAAAAGAGUAGAAGACUUGCUACACCGAGGGUUCAAGAGGAAAACGUUGUGCCGCUUUCCACUCAGAUGACUUGGCGUCGUUUCUGGAUCACUCUUGCUUUGUCAAUCUUGCUUUCCUUGUUGGUCUUCCCCUACACGACUCUCGGCCAGAUGCCUAUGUAUCAGGACUCCGCUCUUUCUGUGACCGAGAUCUUGUGGUAUGACACUAUUGAGUCGACUAGAGGCUAUCAUGGCGUGAUUAUCGCUCUUGGUGGUAGCGUUCUUGUUGUGCUGAUGAUUUGGGCUGCUACGCUUGCUUCUGCGAACCGUGGAGUUAGUCCUUACCCUGACUACUACGACGACAACGAUGAUGGCAACAAUGGAGGUGAUGGUAAGGACGAUGAUGAAAAGGGAAAUAGCCCCAAGAGUCCACUCUCCGUCUUUCUGCCGCUUUCACCUCGCUCUCCGACUUCCAAGCGCUCUAACCCCAAUCCUCCCAAGUCUCCUCGAGGCUUUCAGACAACCCGCCAACAGACUUGGAAGCACUCCUACAUCUCAUCUGUCAGCACUGAACCUAGAGCAGGCGUAUCUGCAGGAAGUAAGACUACUGAUCUCUCUCCAUACUGCAAACAACUUGAAGACAAGGUAGAGAGACUCGAGAGAGAGCUGUUAGCUUCCAGAACAAAGGUUUCUGCGUUUACUCAGUCGGCGAUUUCUUCGAUUGACUUGAGACCUCGAGCUGGUCCUUGUGCUGAUCAGAAGCGUCAGGCCUUGGCGCACUCGGCUAUCAAGAGUAUCAGCACUGCACCUCAAGCUGCUAAGAAAGCAGCUAAAACUGUUGAACAGAAGGUUGAUCCUACCGCCGAUAAGGGUGUUGGAUUGUGGAACAAGAUCACCACCAUUUCUCUAUUUACUACCGCACCAUCAAGCCCUGCAAAGACGGAGCAGGAUCUCAAAGCCGAGCUUGACAACGUCAAGAAAGAACUUGAAGAUGCCAAGAAGGAGAUCACAGCUAACAAGAAACAACCGGGAGCGGAAGUCGAAGGUUGGGAUCCUGUCGAGACAUCCAAUGAUGACUGGAUGGACCCUUGCAAGCAUGUCAAUGAAGAGUUGGAGCGUGCGAAGAAACAGCUUGAGGAAGCAAGAGUCGAGAGUAGUUGGUUGAGGAAGCAGAAGGAAAGAGCUGAGAAGCAGCGAGACGGCAUUGAUGUGGAUGGUGAAGAUGAAGGAAACAAUGGUGACGACGAAUAUCCUCCGCCCGGCUCGCUUGAGCUCAAAUUCAUCGUCGCAGAAGAUUUGGUCAAGAUGAGAGAUCAACAACUCGAGAAGGCUGCUGAAGAUUUGAAGAACUGUCACCAAGCCAAUGUGGCCUUGCGAAAGAGGUUCUACGACGAACGUGAUGGAUGGGAAGCUGAGAAGCUGAGAGUGGAGGAAUUGAAACAGGCUGCAGCCUCAAAGCAGACUUCAAGUGUUUCUACUCAGACCUCUCCAGUCAAGAUCGAGGGCCAACCGGAUCCCCAAGCUUCUUCUGGCGGCAUCGAUCACACGGAGUGCCAGAAGAGGAUCCGCGAUCUGUUGACCCAGCGUGAUCAGCUCAGGGACGACCGCGCCGAAGCAGACUCCAAGUGCCGUGACGCAGAAAGCGAAGCCCGUCAACUCAGAGACCAACUAGUCGUGCUAGACAACAAGAGCAAGCGCCUGGAAAGCAAAAUCGACGCCGCCGUCAGAGAGCUUGACCACUACAAAGGCAUGUACAACCGCGGCGCCGACCAUGGUAUGUGCCUAAGAGGUGGCAAACGCGAGAUACUUGAAAAGCUUGUUGCCGAUUAUGAAAGAGACGGAGAUCAACGGGUCGCCCAGCACGAAGAAACCAUCAAGAAUCUCAAGAACCAGAUGCAAGGUCUCAAGAAUGAUGCCUCGAAUAGACAAGACAUUGCUGAGAGGUGCAAAUUGGAAGCUCAACAGCUGAGAAACGACCUUAGCGACGAAGAAAGGCACUCCAGGGAACUAGCCACGAAAUACAGGGCUGCCCUUGCCAACGAAAAGAAGGCCCUUGAUGAUCUCGAAACUGUCAGAACCCAACUUUCGGAGUGCGAACGAGCUAAGGUUCAAAUCAAGGAAGAUUCAUUCGCACAAGAAAGACUGGACAUAGCGAACAGGGAAGCCAAAGAUGCAAAGGACCAGCUUGACCAUUGGGUCAACCAGUUUGAACUCAACAAGACUCCUGUGCCGGAAAACGUAUCUUCAGACCCAGAAGUCGCCAAAUUGCAGCGAUUCUUAUUUGAUAGGACUAAUCAUAUCGAGAUGCUCUUGUCUCAAAAGAAGAGGGUCGAGGAGAACCUUGAGUGGUACAGGAAACGCCUGCAACGAGCUUUCGAAGCCGAGGAUCAUGAGCAAUGCAAUGCUAUGGAAAAGAUGUACAAGCAGCAGGCUGAGAUGGCCGAAGAAGCACGCAAGGAAGCUGCGGACAAGAACACCCAAAUGUGGUAUGAUUUCCUGGAUGAAAAGACAAAAGCUUACCACGCAAACGAGGCGAAGAAAGCUGCAGAGAAGAGGGUAGGAGAACUUGAGGAAAAGAAGGAAGCACUUGCCAAGCAACUCGAAGACAAGACCAAGAUCUGUCCCCCUGAGAUCAAAGAUGACGAUGAGGGCUCUGCAUCUUCAGAGGUGGCUUCUAAAGCACUCCGGGACGCCAGACUUGCAACCAGACUCGCCGAAGCCGAAACCAGAAAACUCAAACUUGAACGCGAUCGCCUAGCUCGCGAAAAUGCACUUCUCACGCAGCGACUGGAACGCAAGAUUGACACCUUGGAGCACUCAACCGAACCCAAGAUCUCUAGUGCUUUGCCUCAUACACCCAUCAGCCUUGACUCCACAGAUAAAACCAAAAAACAAAGACCCGCCGACAUCAUCACCAAUUUCUCAAACCUCGAAGACCCAUUCUACGAAGGUCUAGUCACCGGAGGCAUGACGUCCAGACUCCCCAGAUUCAACCCCAAUCGACUUCUGGACAUUCUUGGUCCUCCGCAUUAUCUUUAUACACCUAAACGUGCUCCGAUACCUACUCCCAAACCUCCCUAUCCUUCUUUUGAGCCCUUGACACCAGAAGGACGACGCAGAUCUGCUGAACGUAUGAUCAGUGAUCCUGACAGAGAAAUGGCUUUGGCAGAGGAAAGAGCAUAUCUUGCUGCUGUAAGAGCUGUGGAGUUUGAGUUUGAGGAACAAAGGAGUGAUGAGUAUGCGCUGCUGUUUACGCUUUUGAGAGGGAAGUUGAAUAUUCCUGUCAGAGAUGUUAGGGCGAGACUUGAGAGAGUUGAUGAAGAAGAGGGCGAAGAAAAAGAAGAUACAAAAGCUGAACAAAAUUCGGAGUACAAAGAGGAGGCAGAUGGUGAAGGGGAAGAGAGUAGUGAUAGUAGUUUGGAUGAUGAAGAGUUCAAUGUGAGUUUUCUCAUGAUAGAAGAAGGUCGAGGAGAUCAAGCUGACAAGCGAACAGAAGAGAUAUAG